CGCUUCAAAUUGCAAGCGCUCCAGAGCAAAGAUUUUUUUGUGAUGUUAUGUUUUUAACAAAAUCGAAGCGUUUUAAAAACAUCAAAAUGAGUAAAAAUUCUAAUAAGGGCAUGAAGGUUGUGAAGAAAUGUUCAGAAUGCGAAAGAGAGAUCCCAGUUGCGUGUAAAACGUGUCCAUUGUGUAAAUCUUUGGUUGUGUCUACAAAGGCUCAGAAAACACCAAAACAGAUAGAUGAAGACAAAGAUUCAGAGGCAAAGAUUCGAAGAACGGAGAGAAUAAGACGUGAACGCCCAGAUUUCUUCAAUUCCCUUGAACUUGAUAACCAAUUUAAAAAGAAAAGGAAGCGAAAAGAGAGCACAGAAAGCCGAGGGCGUGUAAGCUUGUCCAGCCCUACAGAACCUGAGGGGAAAAUUCUGCAGGUGGAAGAAAGUGAGGUGCCUAAGAAAAGAAGGGGUCGACCAAGGAGUGUGGCAAACUCUGAAAUAUCUGACAAAAUGUCAGAGACGAAGUCGCCGCAGCCAGAAGAGGACUGGUACGCUCACCUGCCCUCUGAGAAAUUGAUGCAAUACCAAAUUAUCUUGGCAGAAAUUAACCGCAAAGUCUCAACUCAAAACUUUAACCCAGUGUGAAACUCAUAUUCAUGGAUAUUUAUGUGGAUUGUGCAAUAGAUCUCAAGAAUUGGUCGUUUAUGGCGGUUUGUAAAGGUUAUUUCCCUUGCCUUUGGUUUAUUCCAUUCAAAUUGAUGAAAAACAGCUUAUGCCUGUAAAAUUUCAAAAAAUAUCAUGUCCUGAGAAUGUUGUUAAUGGGCUCAAGUUUUAUGAAAUGCUCACUCAAUGAAGGAAGUCACAUUCUGCGAGCAAACCGUUUCAUAUUGAUUGAAAAACUGUAUGUACUCGUGAACUUUCAAAUAUUAACAUGUUCUAAGAAUAUCAUCAAUGGGCUUGAAUUCUAUGAAAUGCUGGAUAUAUGUUUGUUAUGUAAAAGACAUCAGUUAAGAUGUGAUAAUCUCUAUUGUUUAUAUGUAAUAAAAUACAAUGUAUCUUUGUAUUCUGA
Molecule: messenger RNA, 1053 nt
Organism: Mya arenaria
Lineage: Eukaryota; Metazoa; Mollusca; Bivalvia; Myida; Myidae
Product: UPF0547 protein C16orf87 homolog
Exons: 5
Coding region: 48-629 (193 amino acids)
Source: RefSeq, a predicted model, not a curated record